Poecilia latipinna (sailfin molly) is the source of this 950-nucleotide messenger RNA. It is a transcript of the gene tmem222b, whose product is annotated as transmembrane protein 222b. The transcript has 6 exons. The coding region runs from base 60 to 611 and encodes 183 amino acids. The record is from RefSeq and is a predicted model, not a curated record. Lineage: Eukaryota; Metazoa; Chordata; Actinopteri; Cyprinodontiformes; Poeciliidae.
GGGCGGUAACUUGACGCAGUUGCUAUGAGACAAAUGAAGUUCGUACUCCACAGCUGGCUAUGGCGGAUGUUGUUGAAAAUGACAACAUGAAGAAUUAUCAUAUAGCGUCAGAGAAAAUCGCCCCGGAGAUCAGCCGCUUUCCCUACUGCAUAGUGUGGACACCCAUCCCCGUGCUAUCAUGGCUGUUUCCUUUCAUUGGUCACAUGGGAAUCUGCACUUCCUCUGGAGUUAUCCGGGACUUUGCUGGACCGUACUUUGUCUCGGAAGACAACAUGGCUUUUGGGAGACCUACAAAGUACUGGAUGCUCGACGCGAGUAAAGUCUACGCCAGUGGCUCCAACGCUUGGGACACGGCCGUGCACGACGCCUCAGAGGAGUACAAGCACAGGAUGCACAACCUGUGCUGUGACAACUGUCACUCCCAUGUGGCCAUGGCUCUGAAUCUGAUGCGAUACGAGAACAGCACCUCAUGGAACAUGGUGAACCUCUGCCUUCUCUCAUUCAUCCACGGAAAAUAUGUCGGCUGCGCGGGCGUUCUGAAGACCUGGCUGCCGUUCUUGUUGCUCGUGGGCAUCGUCCUCACAGUUGCUCUCGUCGUCAACAUCCGAUGACCGGGGCAGGGGGCCGGGCAGGGGGCCUGGCGAGGCGGCGGACACGGCGUGCGACAUCCACACGAUCCGCCCCGCCCUCCAUACUGCGGCGCCACGACCAAACACGAACCACCUUUUGAAGAACGGCGUCGCCGCGUCGAGCUACAGUAACCGAGGACCUAAAGCCUGCCUACCUCUGGGAGAGGACUUCCACACAGGAAACGUCUUUAUUUUAUUUUUCUCACUGCAGUGCCGAAGCUGUAAUACCUCAACGAUUGAUAUCCAUUCACACAUAUGCAUUUUUAUGAAUUCCAGCUAUUGUACAUUCGACAAUAACAGCUUCACACUAAUUGUAAAGAA